AUGGUCUCCAAGACUUAUACGGCUCGGGAGUUGCUGCGAAUGAGACAAGUCUCCGCAAGUAAAAACCUGUACGACAAACUGUGCCAAAAACUACACAGCGACGCUGCUUUUGGCGAGAUAUUUCGAAUGUCUCCUGAACGAGCCCUUCCCCUGAUUCAGGAGGAGGCAUCAGACAAUAUUAAUGCAGGCGACGCUGCUGUCCAAGAGUCUUCGGUUCGCCAGCUUGAUGGCACCGAUGCAGAGUGGAAAUAUCGGGGCCGAACAGAGUCUGAACAUGGAGAGCACCAUCCGAUAGGGGCUCCGGCUGGCCUUGCCGCCCAGAAAGACGAAGGUUUCCAGAGAUUUUACAAGGCAGUCGUGUCCCCAACUCACGUUCGAGUUACAGCAGGGGGCCGCAUCGUUCCCAAUACUAGGGGUUCGUCGUCGCCAACGGCCAAGUGGACAAGAGAAAAGGUUGGAGGAGAAUGCGGUUACACCCAACGUUCAGCCAGCAACGGCCACGGAGACGUGCCUAUAUAUUCCAUGCCCGCGGCCAUGUCACAUCAAGCGUUUGGAGCCUUCCCCCCUCUUUUCCCUGGUUUCUUCCCUGGUAUGCCCGCUGCCUUGGCUCACGGUGCUCCUCACCCCUUUCCCCUUACCCCUUGGCAAAUGGGCUUUGGAAUAGGAAAUUCUUUCGGCAUGGUCCAUGGCCCUGCUUCCCCGACACCAGCGGUCAAGCUUACAACAAAGUCCACCGAGACACCAGCAACAAGCGACAAGCAGGGAGAUUCUACCAACUCAGAAAGCUCCAACUCAGUCCGUAUUUCGCCGCCGGAGAACUUUGAUCCUAGCAGACCAUAUUAUGUCCACGGCCAAUGGGUCACACCUGGUGGCAGUCCGUUCUAUCCCUACGGCAUGACGCCUCUCCCAGGCUUUCCUGUUGGAGGACCUGCGAUGAUGCAACCCAGAUACACUUUGGGGACUGCGAUGCAGCCUAUGCAAGCGAAAACAGACCGGCCAAUGCAAAUACACACUCCAGUCACGUCUUCGUCGACUGCUCCCAGCUUGACUGGACACUCUGCUGUCCCGAUUUCGUCUAUUCGUCCCAGUGAAAUAACCAAGAAGCAAAUAGAGAGUCUAAGAUCUACUCUUCGAUACUAUGAAGAUCAACUACAGUACAACAAACAUCAGAUUGACGAAAAGAGCAUGGAGAAUCAAGCCGAAAUGGUUCGAGAGCAGAUUCAACAGUUUGCCAAGACCUUGAAAUCCCAACUUGACGCGGAGAAGACCCAUUAUCCCAAGUCUGAGAUUCAACAGGAAUCAUGCAGCUCAGUCCUUCAUGAAAGAGACGCAGCAUCCCCAGCAACAAACGAAGUCAAAUCGGACCGGACUUCCCGCCAGUCUUCAGUCUCUCAAACGGCCGCAGUUCAUGCGCCGUCAACAAAAGGACAGAAAGCUUAUGACUUGUACAGCAGUCGGCGCUCUUCCACCUUGAAAUCCGCGAAGUCUGCGUCUGCCCCCGUCUCUGCAAAGAUAACGCCAGAUUCGUCUGAAUCGAGUGAGCCUACCAAAAAGGCCUCUACUCUACCCGUUAAUGCUGCUCUAGCACCUCCAUUUCAUCCUCGAGGAGACAGCAGUGCUUCGGUUCCCGUACCGAUUCUCGCUCCCAUAUCCUCAGGAUCCUCGGCUCAAGACACGGGCUAUGAUCAGGGAACGAAGGACGGUCAUUCGGCAGACUCGACUAGCUCAGAGAGCUUUAAUGAAAAGCCGUAUUUGAUUGGGAGGCUGCCCGAAGACAGAAGUCUCGAAAGAGGCAAUUCACCCGGCUAUUUGUACAGCCGUGAGCUGACGGAAGACGAGUUGCGGGCUCGCCACAUGUACUGGGGCAAGGCACCUCGCCAUCUUCAGAAGGGGCUACCUAAAUUUGAUGGCAAGGACUUCUAUCCCCCCUCUCCUGUCAAACCGCAGCGUCCGACGUCAGCAUCCGGCCCCGCAGUGCAAGGUCCUCCGACUCCUCGUGGGGGUGCUGAUACCAUGGCGAAGACGUCAAAAGUCGUUGUUGACCCGUUCCGAUCUCUUGGUAGAGCUACUCAGCGUCUGUCUCGCAGUGCGCUUGGGGCUGCAACUCAGUCCGAAAACUUGACAGUCUCUGACGAAUUACUGGAAAACCAAUACAGGGACCACCAGAGCACGGGCUCGAACAGCGGGCCAGCUGGCUCUAGCUACGAUGAUUUUUGA
This is a messenger RNA of Metarhizium album ARSEF 1941, 2217 nucleotides long. RefSeq lists its product as uncharacterized. Bases 1 to 2217 code for a protein of 738 amino acids. The record is from RefSeq and is a predicted model, not a curated record. The transcript has 2 exons. NCBI's taxonomy places the organism in Eukaryota, Fungi, Ascomycota, Sordariomycetes, Hypocreales, Clavicipitaceae.